Lycium barbarum (goji berry) is the source of this 2180-nucleotide messenger RNA. RefSeq names its product probable xyloglucan 6-xylosyltransferase 5. Lineage: Eukaryota; Viridiplantae; Streptophyta; Magnoliopsida; Solanales; Solanaceae. Bases 327 to 1685 code for a protein of 452 amino acids. The transcript is spliced from 2 exons. Gene Ontology annotation, biological process: xyloglucan biosynthetic process. The record is from RefSeq and is a predicted model, not a curated record. Gene Ontology annotation, cellular component: membrane; trans-Golgi network; endosome. Gene Ontology annotation, molecular function: hexosyltransferase activity.
AGAAAGAACAUGGGCUUCAUAAUAACGCGUUAAAUCCAGCCCGUAAACAGCGGCAUUUUGAGUAAUAAACUAAACUCAAACAGAGGCACAAAAGCUAAAUUAAGGAAACAAAUCAUUACAGCACUAGUAAUAAUUUACUGUAGUUUCCCCAGAAAAACUACAGUCCAACGUCGGUGCUUGUCUCUUCCUAUCUGUCUUCUAUGCUUUUCUUUCUUCUUCAGUAAUCACACGCCUUUGACUCCCUCAUGUCACACUAUUUUCCUCUCCUCUAAAACCCCAUUACCCAAAUUUCAUCUCUUUACACAAAAAAUAGGGAACUGGAAUUAAUGGGUCCAGAGAAAAGACCUGGUGGAGCACUCCCUACCACCACCGCCACACUCAACGGCGGCACCGCCACUGGCCGGAACACUUCCAUCUUACCACGUGGCCGACAGAUCCAACGUACUUUCAACAACAUUAAAAUCACUAUCCUUUGUGGCUUUGUCACUAUCCUUGUCCUACGUGGCACUAUUGGUUUCGGCAACCUAGCUUCCUCAGGACCUGAUGCCGAGAACGCCAAUCUUAUCGAAGAGACUAACCGGAUCCUAGACGAGAUCCGAUCCGACAAGGACCCGGAUGACCCGGUGGACCAGUCGGGUAGUUUUUUCAGCCUUAAUGAGACUUACAGUUUAGGCCCGAAGAUUACUACUUGGGAUGAAGACAGGAAACUAUGGCUUCAGAAAAACCCUGAAUUUCCUAGCUUUGUUCAAGGUAAGCCUCGUGUUUUGCUUGUUACGGGUUCACCGCCAAACCCUUGUGAUAAUCCAAUUGGGGAUCAUUACUUGUUGAAAUCUAUAAAGAACAAAAUUGAUUAUUGUAGGAUCCAUGGGAUUGAAAUUGUUUAUAAUUUAGCUCAUUUGGAAAAUGAAAUGGCUGGGUAUUGGGCUAAAUUGCCGUUGAUUCGUAGGCUAAUGUUGUCGCAUCCUGAAGUAGAGUGGAUUUGGUGGAUGGAUAGUGAUGCUUUAUUUACUGAUAUGGUAUUUGAGAUCCCUUUUUCUAAGUAUAAAGAUCACAAUCUUGUUAUUCAUGGUUACCCAGAUCUAUUGUUUGAUCAGAAAUCAUGGAUUGCUGUGAACACUGGUAGUUUUCUUUUUAGGAAUUGUCAGUGGUCACUUGAUUUGUUGGAUGCAUGGGCACCAAUGGGGCCUAAAGGUCCUGUUCGUGAAGAAGCUGGGAAGGUUUUGACUGCUAAUUUAAAGGGUAGACCGGCAUUUGAAGCGGAUGAUCAGUCUGCAUUGAUAUACUUGCUGAUUUCACAGAAGGAUCAGUGGAUGGACAAUGUGUUCAUUGAGAAUUCCUACUAUCUACAUGGAUAUUGGGCAGGGUUAGUUGAUAGAUACGAGGAGAUGAUUGAGAAGUAUCAUCCGGGUUUGGGCGAUGAGAGAUGGCCAUUUGUGACACAUUUUGUUGGAUGCAAGCCGUGUGGGAGCUAUGGAGAUUACCCUGCUGAAAGGUGCUUGAAAAAUAUGGAGAGGGCUUUCAACUUUGCAGAUAAUCAAGUGCUUAACUUGUAUGGGUUUAGACAUAAGGGCUUGUUGAGCCCUAACAUCAAAAGGAUUAGGAAUGAAACUGAUAAUCCGCUGCAGUAUGUAGAUGAGUUAGAUGUUCGACAUGCAAAGCAUGAGAGCAUAGAAACUCAGAGCUAGUGGCCACACCAGCUUCUGCACAUAAGAAUCUGCAGGGUGCGACAAAGGUUUUGAUCUGUUUUGGAUGAGAAUGGCACUCUUGGAAUGAAGUGCUCGUGCUUCUUCUGGUACUUUGGUGGUCAAUCCUUGCAACAUGGGGAUUGGAAAUGCGUUUUAUUUUUCUCCCACGGAUGAAGUUUGUGUUAGGUUUCUUUAUUUCUAGCAACAUUUUAGUUUCUCAGCAAGAUGACUUUUGAACUGUAUGAAUGAUGUGCUUGGAAAAGAAAGCUGAAAUCAAAUAGAAUGAAUAGAAUUUUUCUAGAUAGCUUCAACAUAAGUACUCACUCUCAACCUCCAGCACUGGGAGGUAUAAGAUGUGAUCACACUUGUAAAAUUGCAAUUCUUGGUCGUUUUUUUUCUCUUUUGGUUAAUGAUUUUUUGAUAUAUGAUAGUGGACCAUAAAGUUGUUAUUUGAACUUGGAAAUGUACCAGUAUUAAUACACCUUUCAUUCUUCA